Molecule: messenger RNA, 1165 nt
Organism: Nothobranchius furzeri (turquoise killifish)
Lineage: Eukaryota; Metazoa; Chordata; Actinopteri; Cyprinodontiformes; Nothobranchiidae
Product: olfactory receptor 11A1-like
Biological process (GO): detection of chemical stimulus involved in sensory perception of smell; G protein-coupled receptor signaling pathway
Cellular component (GO): membrane
Molecular function (GO): G protein-coupled receptor activity; odorant binding; olfactory receptor activity
Source: RefSeq, a predicted model, not a curated record
GCCAUGUUUGUGAUCAGAGGUGAUUAAGUCUGUGGGAAGCAGGCAGUGAGGUGGACCUUCACACGUCUCCUGAUGAUCAAGAAGCUUUAUUUGAAGCUGUGCGUCCAGCUGCAGACUAACUAGAUGUUGGUGGCUGUGCUGUGACACUGCCUGAGGAUGAGAGUUAACUCUACUUGGGUUUUAGAUUUCAGUCUGACUGCCUACUUUGAUUCUAAUGAUUUGACUUAUUUCUACUUUUCUGUCAUAUUGUUCCUGUAUGUUUUAAUCAUUGGUUGUAACGUUCUGCUCAUCGUGGUGAUCUGUGUGGACAGGACUCUACAUGAACCCAUGUACAUGUUUCUGUGCAGCCUGUUUGUGAAUCAGCUGUAUGGAAGUACAGGCUUGUUUCCCUUCCUGCUGAUUCAGGCUCUCUCUGAUGUUCACACCAUUUCUGCUCCUCUCUGUUUCCUGCAGAUCUACUGUGUUUACACCUAUGUUCAAAUUGAGUUCUGUAACCUGGCUGUCAUGUCCUAUGACCGAUACCUGGCCAUCUGCUUUCCUCUGCAGUACCACUUACUCAUGACUCCUUCAAAGAUCAUGAAGCUUAUUGCGCUAACGUGGCUCUUCCCUCUGAUUGAAAGUGCUGUUGGAAUCGUUGUGAUUGCAUUUCUGCAGCUGUGUGGAAACAUCAUUAACAAAGUUUACUGUGAUGGCUUUUCCAUCGCUAAGCUGUCCUGCUCCAUCUCCACAGACAACUUCUUCAAAGGAAUCGUCUACAUGCUGACAGUCAUCCUGGGGAUUAUCCUUCUGAUCGUCUACACGUAUGUGAAAAUCCUCCGAGUGUGUUUUUCUGGGUCCAAACAGAUCCGGCAGAAGGCCGUCAGCACCUGCACACCUCACCUGGCCUCUCUGCUCAACUUCUCCUUUGGCUGUUUCUUUGAUGUAUUUCAGAGCAGGUUAGACACGAGUGCAGUUCCCAUCAUGCUGCGAGUCCUUUUGUCCUUAUAUUUCCUCACAUGUCAGCCUCUGUUCAACCCUCUGCUUUACGGACUCAACAUGUCAAAAAUACGACGCGUGAUUCAGCUCUUUGUUUUAGGAAAACCGUGAAACAGCUUGUUUUAGUCCUACUGUGUUUCUAAAUAAACCUUUUUGAUGAACUACUUGAUUUUCUGUCAUGUGGAGCUCC